AGGAAUGUAAAUUAAAGACGAGAAUAGAAGUGUGUCAGGCAGAGAAGGUGAUGUGCCUGGAAUGGUGCGGCUGUGAUUCUGUUAUUUGAGAGGCAGCUGUCGCGGGAAGACGUCGAUCCGAACCACGGAGUGGCGCUCUGGGAUGGAACGAACCUCUACCACAGCAGUUUGAGGCUGGGAUUGUGAGUAGUGUUGUUCUUGUUGUUGUUUUUAUUGUUGUUACAUAACGACUCGACCAAGGAGGGAAGGUUUCUGUGGCGAAUUAUUGAGGAAAGAAAAGAUGCUGCGCGGCUGAAAAGACUUUGAGACCAACUUGAUUCAAAUGAAACUGCAGAGAGCAGCAGAUCCUUAUAACUGCAUGGAAGAGUAACCAGGAAAUAAGAAAGUCCGGUCAAAACACGAGUUCUCCCUGCAAGGAAGCAAUGUUGCCAUCUUAUUUGCCAGAUUUCGAUUCACAAGAAUCCCAACACCUGCCUCCAUAUUUGAACAGAUGCAACAUGUUAAAUGGCCGUAAACUGUCUUUUCCAGAAUCAAUGGAACAGCAUGAUGUUUCCAAACGAUUCGCACCACAGCAAUUUGAAAUGAAACGUGAAAACGUUAACAGACGGACAAGAAAUAUGCCAUAUUUCCACGACGACGACGUCGAUCGAACUCUCCUUCUGACUUAUGAUGGCGGCAGGCUUAUGCGGCCGCAGUCUUUUCAUGAAAUACCGGGCAGUUGCACGGAGAAUAAAAUGAACAAUCAGAUAAAUUUCUGCAGUAAAAGAAGAAGCCAUGCGGAACCUUUAGAAAGCUCUCUAAUGACAGAAGACAACAAGGAUCUCGCCGACAAUUCUCUUGCGUUAAUCCGAGUCCCGAGACAUGAUGGAGAAAUUUCUUUACGACAACAGACGCCAUUGCACUCGGACAUACUUCACUCUCAAAAAAAUUAUCCACAACAGUCGAACUUUCCGUUUGUUCCUCGCAAACCGUUUUUAAACCCAUAUUUAAACCCUCAUUUACAAAGAUAUAACAAUUUUCAUAAAUAUACGCCAAAUCGACCUCCUUUUUCAACUGGGUUCCCGAAUUUUAUUAAUAACCCUUUCAGACAAAAUUGCCCACCUUUUCGAAUGAACCCGUCUGGUUGUAACUGUUAUGCGCAGCCGACACGAUUCCCAACGCAAGAAUAUUGUCGAUUCCCUGCACACCGAAUGAAAUUAUCGAAUCCAACACGAGAUUAUGAGUGGGAUUUCAUUAAUGAUGCUGACGAUGACCAUUACCAAUGGAACCAGAAUGACGUGGACCCACGGACACAUUUUGAAUUCUCCAACUAUCAAAGGAGGAAGCAUCAGAAUAAUUUUGGUUUAGGUCAGCCCAUUUAUUGCCAUGACGCAAUCAGCCUCCAAGAGAUCUCGGCGGAUCCUUAUAGAUCUCACUUUAAUAACGAAACAGAUAUCGAUGAAAUUGAAGAAGAAUAUUUUACUUACUUGCAGAAAACAAUUCCCAAUUUCAACGUUCUGCCCAAAAAAUCCAAUCUUAAAAUAACAUCCUUGAUACCGGAGAAGGAAGAGAAGUCUUUGGCGAAUUCCACUUUUGCGUCAUCGAACCGAACAAGAAAUAACUUUGGCGACCCCCAACAGACUGCUCGGUCUUUGAUGCUCAUGCGUCUUCUCAAGGUUCUUGAAGAAAAUAUAGACAUGUCGAAUUACUCAAUGGACUUCCAAGAAAAUUACGUUGACAGCCAUGGCAGGCUAGUCGAUCCAUUUCAGACGUAUAUAACGGAUUUAGAACAGAAUAAACUAAAAUCUCAAAGAGACGAAGCAUUUGUUCAAGAAACCUUUUCGUCUCGCCCACCUGUCGUGGUUUUACGCAAUCGCCGGAGUGACGUCAUAACCCUUGAUGAAGGUGUCACUCUUCAAAGUUCAGCGAAGUAUAUGGAGAAACCGAAAAACGAUUACGGAAAGAGCAUCAAGCUAAAUAACGCAUCUCUGCAUGAUUAUCUCAACAGGUCUUUGGACGUUCCUGUCAGGCAUCAACAAGCACACCAGACACAACAACAACAACGAGAAGAACAAGAAAAACAUCCUAUUCUUCAAUCACAUCCCGAAGUAAUAGUUGAGACAAUAAGAAGGGAAAGGAGUGUUCGAGAAGAUUUUAGUCAGCCGCCAUCUUUCCCUGUCCCCGGAGUACACGAGAGAUUGUUUAAAACAUCGGUUGAACAACCAAUUGAUAUGGGAACUCCAUGGGAAAAAGAAAGAGAAUUUCAAAGAUAUAACAUGUUUAAACCCCAAUUUGUUCCCGAAACUAGAAUUUACUCUAAUGCCGCUCAAAUUCCGCUUAGUCACGACAUCUUUGAUGGCGAAACUGGCAAAAGAGAUGUGAUAAAUAUAUCACAACAACGUUUGAUCAGAAAGAAUGGCGAUCCAAAUGAAAUUCCAUACGAAACUAUGGCGGAGUAUUUCCAAUCGUCUGCCGCUGAUAUUAACCCACGUGUAAGUACGAAAUACGUCUUUUUGAAAGACCCAAAUUCAGAAGGAAUCCAAGAAGAUAUUUUAAACAAACUGAAAUGUCAAAGCAAAUUGCGAUCAUUCGAUGAGAAACCUUUUGUAACAGAAGCCCCGGAUGAAAGCGAUCCAGAGAAUGAAGUUCCAGAUCGUGAAAGCGAGUUUCUUGGUCGCCAGUCGUUCAUGGCACUGAAACAACGAUUCGAAACAGAAAAACAUGUCCAGUUCGUUGAUGAAGAUAACAAUGGUUCUUUUAAGAAUUACCCUUAUUUCAAGAGCCGCGUCGAUAGCAAUGACUAUUCCUACUAGAUGACGCGUAUCGAAGCAAUAGCAAACCAAAAAUAUUGAUUUUUGGCGAUAAAAAGACAGAAAAAUAAUAUAUUAUAAAUUCUAUUUAUACAUUCAAUUGAAGUUAUCAGAGAACGACGGUAUAUAGUUUCGGCAUAUAAUACCCUGAGUUCAAAUCCAGCCGAAACCAUCUUUUACGUUUCAACUUUCUAGAAUCGAUAAAAUAAAUUACAAAUCAAUUAAUGGAGGUCGAUAUAAUAUACAAAUUCGUGGCUUCGUAUUUAUGUUAGAAAAUCAAUAUUUACACUGCAAAUAAAAUAAAUAACCAGCUAAAUUUGUUUGGAAAGAAAUGUCGGGCGUAACGUUUCGUAAUCGACUGCUUUUGAUAGAAAAUGCCAAGGAUGUCGAUGUAACGAACGAAGUGAGUUUGGUCAUGAGAAACCUUUGGCUCUGAUGGGCGAAUUUAAUUAAUCGGUAAUUGGAUGAAUAAGGUAAAAGUCAUUAAUCUUGCUUGUAGAAAUAGAGAACAUUGAAACAUUGAAGAUUACUACACACACACACACACACACACACACGCACACACACACACACACACACACACACACACAUACACAAUGUCUGUUUUUAAGUUGUGUUAC
Octopus sinensis (East Asian common octopus) is the source of this 3409-nucleotide messenger RNA. RefSeq lists its product as uncharacterized. Lineage: Eukaryota; Metazoa; Mollusca; Cephalopoda; Octopoda; Octopodidae. The record is from RefSeq and is a predicted model, not a curated record. Bases 423 to 2792 code for a protein of 789 amino acids. The transcript has 2 exons.